ACAACAGGAGGGGUGGGGGCGGGGCGUUCCGUGUGGCACAGUUGAAGGAGGCAUGCAGGUUUUGUUUCCACUCUCAAGGGAUGGUCUUGCAUUUUAGAGUUCACAGCCCUUUGUGAUUACAUCACUCCAUGGUGUCAAAAGGACCGUAGCCAUGGAGCACCGAAGCUGAUGCUGUGGAAGGAAGUCACAGAGAAAGGACACUAUCUGAAGGAUUACAGAGAGAUCAGAGAGACUGGAAAGGACACAGCCAGAGGCUGUGCCUCUCAGAAGUAGGAAGGAGCCAGCCACCCUUCCUACAGCCAGCAUAGAUCUGGAGCUAAUGCCUUGACUCCAUAAUGCCAGACUCCCAUGUGAGGGUCGGCGUGUCAGGGAGAGCUGCUGCUAAUGGACACAGGCCGCACACCAUCAACCGAUUCACAAUGGCCAUGCCAGUGGCAGCCUCUGUGAGACACUCUGCCUCCUCCUUGUCUUCUCUACAGAAAUACCAAGUGGUUACACAUGAGGCUGGCAGAGCGCUUCUGACUCGGGCUCCCCAAAUGAAGGGCUCGAGGUGGGCACUAGUGGUGCGAGGACCUCCGUGUGUCAGGUUGGGGAUCAUGCUAGUGUUGGCGCUGAUUUUCCUGCCAACCUUGUACUGUGACCUGGGAUCUGUAUAUUACUCUUCUUAUGAAACAGUCAUCCCCAAGAGCCUGACAGUCAAGGGAAGGGAAGACCCAGUGGAAAAGGCAUCCUAUAUGCUCUUAAUGCAGGGCCAGAAAUGGACGAUUCACCUGAAGGCGAAGACAGACUGUUUUGUGAAGAACUUUCCAGUCUUCAGCUACCACGGUGGCGUCCUAGGGCAAGAAAUGCCUUUUAUCUCACAUGACUGUCACUAUGAAGGCUACAUAGAAGGAGUCCCGGGUUCUUUUGUUUCUCUCAACACCUGUUCAGGCCUCAGGGGCAUCCUGAUUAAGGAGGGGAAACCCUAUGGCAUUAAGCCCAAGGACACUUCGAAACGCUCUGAACAUGUGUUGUACACGAUGGCACACCAAGCUCGAGUCUCCUGUGGGGUCACUUCCAACGGCAGCCAAGUGGCGCCUGCCAGCCGGCAGCAGGGGAGCAGGAAGCCUCACAGUCCACAGGCACCGUCCUCCUUUUGGUCACACACCAAGUACGUGGAGAUGUUUGUCGUGGUCAACAACCAGCGGUUCCAAAUGUGGGGCAGUGACGUCAGUGAGACAGUCCAGAGGGUCAUGGACAUCACCGCUCUGGCCAACAGCUUCACCAGGGGGAUAAACACAGAGGUGGUGCUGGCGGGAAUGGAGAUUUGGACCGAGGGGGACCUCAUAGAAGUCCCGGCGGACUUGCAAGUUACACUCGGGAAUUUCAACAGCUGGAGACAGGAGAAGCUCUCCCGUCGCGUGAAGCACGAUGUUGCCCACAUAAUCGUCGGACAUCGUCCUGAAGGAGACGUGGGACAGGCAUUUCUCAGUGGUGCCUGUUCAAGUGGCUUUGCGGCAGCCGUUGAGUCCUUCCAUCAUGAAGACGUCCUCCUGUUUGCAGCGCUCAUGGCCCAUGAGCUUGGGCACAACUUGGGUAUUCGGCACGACCACUCGGCCUGCGCUUGUAGAGAUAAACGCUUGUGCCUCAUGCGUGAAAAUAUCACCAAAGAAGGUGGCUUCAGCAACUGCAGCUCUGAUUACUUCUACCAGUUCCUCCGGGAACACAAAGGAGGCUGCCUAUUUAACAAGCCUCGGCCCCAACAUCGCCUGCGUAGGAAUGCAGAGUGUGGAAAUGGUGUGUUGGAGGACAAUGAGGAGUGUGACUGCGGACCUGACUGUGGUGAUCACCGGUGCUGUGACCAAACAUGUAGGCUGAAGGAGCAUGCACAGUGUAGUGAUGGACUAUGCUGUUCUGAUUGCCAGUUGAGACAUAAGGGAUUCAUGUGUCGUCCUGCUCUUGGAGAGUGUGACCUCCCUGAAUAUUGUGGUGGUACCUCCGGAGAAUGCCCCAUAGACCGCUAUAAGCAAGAUGGCACAUUGUGUGACAGAAUUCACUAUUGUUUUGGCGGCCGGUGUAAGAACCCUGAUCAUCAAUGUGUGGAUAUAUAUGGGUCCCCUGCAAGGUCUGCCCCAGAACACUGUUAUAUCUCCAUGAACACCAAAGGAGACCGGUUUGGGAACUGUGGCUUGUGGGCCUCGUCUAGGACAAAGUAUGUUAGUUGCUCUGAUGAUCAUAUAUUUUGUGGGAAACUUAUAUGUACAAAUAUUAGACGGAUACCAGCAAUCAAACCCCACCAUACUCUGAUCCAGGUACCUCACAAAGAUGACUGGUGCUGGAGCAUGGAUGCCUAUAACAUGACUGACAUCCCCGAUGAUGGAGAGGUGCACAACGGCACUCUUUGUGCCCCACACAAAGUCUGCAUGAAUUACUCCUGCAUUGAUCAUGCCGUGCUCCAUUACGACUGUGAACCUAAUGAAAUGUGUAAUGGGAGAGGAGUCUGCAACAAUUUAAGGCACUGUCAUUGUGAGGCUGGCUAUGCACCCCCUGACUGCAAAGCUGCAGGAAAUGGGGGUAGUGUGGACAGUGGCCCUCCUGGAAAGCCACAUGAUGGAAAUCUAAGUGAAGAUGAAAGCAAAAGUCACAGUGUUUCUCGUAGUAAUUCUGGCAGAGGUUGUGAGAAUGAAGAUGAAAGCAAAGGCCUUUCCAGGAUGGUGUACUUAUUCGCCUUAUUUCUUUUAAUAGUAUUUUUAAGUCUGAUUAUUGGUGCCAUUAUUGGGGCUGGAAAGGAGAGAUCACAGUGCCAACAAAAGGUUCUAGAAGAAACUCAAGAAACUGUACCAGAAACAGAAGUAGGCAGAUUAGAGGAAGAACCAGGGGGAAAAAUGAGUAGUGACAGGAAGAAGGCCAAUAUAUCAAAUAGCUGAAUCAUUAGGUGGAAUAGAGGCUCAGUGGAGCAAGCAUGAAGUUUACACUGACGGCUGCAGGCCCUGACAGGAAGUCUACAGCCUGUGGAAAGGUAAACUGUGCGAGGAGGACUUUUCUUCUUCAACAUCGUCACUGGUUAUCUAUGCAUAUGUAAAAUCACUUACAAAAAUAUUUCAAAUUUUCAUUUUCACAUUUUAUGAAGGAUUUAAAUUAAACUUUUCUCAUGAAAUAUUCAGAUAAAUAUAUUGCCUUAGUAGGUCCAGUUUCUGAGUAAUCUGUCUUUUAUGGAUAUAAUCUUCCACCUAUUUUACUGGGUGUACAGCAUUAUUUAUGCUUAUACAUAUUGCAGUCCCAGGCUUUUUCACCCCACUUAAAACUACACAUUAUGUUAGAAAGUUGUUUAUAUGUUCAUUGUUCUAAUUUGCCCUGUGAAGUUUAUUCAUGAAAUGAAACGAUUUUAAAUUAGUAAGUAAGUAAAUAUAUGUGUUCAAACAACACAUCACUUUAGGCUUUAUAUGGCCUAUAACCUGGAUGUCCUUUAGUUUUGCAGUUUCUUGAAAGAGCUCCAUUAAUUCAGGAUGAUUACUCUGGUUGGGGUAAAUGGGCCAGAG
Molecule: messenger RNA, 3518 nt
Organism: Prionailurus viverrinus (fishing cat)
Lineage: Eukaryota; Metazoa; Chordata; Mammalia; Carnivora; Felidae
Product: disintegrin and metalloproteinase domain-containing protein 1a-like
Exons: 1
Coding region: 336-2906 (856 amino acids)
Biological process (GO): proteolysis; male gonad development; binding of sperm to zona pellucida
Cellular component (GO): external side of plasma membrane; sperm head plasma membrane; plasma membrane
Molecular function (GO): metalloendopeptidase activity
Source: RefSeq, a predicted model, not a curated record